AUGAUCCAUCGAGCAGUUGUCUUCCUGUUGGUUGCCGUGGUAACGGCAAAUGCAUUCAAUAACUUCGCCGACAUCGAGUGCGGGAGGGCUUCGAGGAAGCAGCCGAAAAUCGUAGGUGGCGGCGAUGCCCUUCCCGGGGAAUUCCCUUGGUUGGUUUCGAUCACUAGGAGGGGAGGUCACUUCUGCGGAGGUUCACUAAUUACCAAUAGACAUGUUCUGACCGCUGCUCAUUGCAUCUGCAGCGGAGUUGGAAAUGACAUUUUGAAGCCGGCAAGCAUAAAGGUAUCUUUGGGACAGUACGAUUUGAGGAAAGAGUCGGAUGCAUACGAGAUGACGGUGAGCACGAUCACGGCCCACCCCGAAUAUAAAUGCAAUAAAGUCAAGAGUGACAUAGCCAUACUGAAAUUGGAUCAGCCGAUCAGCUGGACAUCUAAGGUGUUGCCAGCUUGCCUUCCAUUGGGCAGCGAUGAUCUUGCUUACAGAAAGUACGAAAACAUCUUGGCCACGGUUGCCGGUUGGGGAUGGACCAACGAAAAUAGUUCAAAAGGUGGACGAGCCAACAUUUUACAAAAGGCUAAAGUAAAUGUGCUGGAGAACGAGAGAUGUAGACAGUGGUACAAAUCGCAGGGCAAAAAGACCAAGAUCCAAGAGACGCAAAUGUGCGCCGGGCAUGAGCAGGGUGGUGUCGACUCUUGCUGGGCAGACAGCGGCGGUCCGUUGAUGGUCGACCAGAGCAGUCAGACGAUGGUUAUUGGAGUGGUGUCCACAGGAAUCGGCUGCGCCAGACCGUAUCUGCCAGGUAUCUACACCAGGGUCUCUGAUUUCAUACCGUGGAUACAAUCGCAACUCGGGAAUUAA
This is a messenger RNA of Nicrophorus vespilloides, 858 nucleotides long. RefSeq names its product trypsin-1-like. The transcript has 5 exons. NCBI's taxonomy places the organism in Eukaryota, Metazoa, Arthropoda, Insecta, Coleoptera, Silphidae. Gene Ontology annotation, biological process: proteolysis. Gene Ontology annotation, molecular function: serine-type endopeptidase activity. The record is from RefSeq and is a predicted model, not a curated record. Bases 1 to 858 code for a protein of 285 amino acids.